AUGGCUCACCCGGCGGAUGCCUUCGUUCUGCCUAAGGGUCAGCGCUCUCGUCCCGCGCUGGACCCGCCUGCUUCCACGGGAGUGGACAGCUCCACUGGACUUCAAGCUCCUGCAUCCAAUGACAAGGACAAGCCUGCUUCAUCAGCUGCUGGCGGAUCUGGAUUAUCUGCUGCUGACAAGGCUACUCUUCCCUCGUUUGGACUCACUGAUGCGGAUGAUUUCAUCGACGAUGACUCGGACGAUGAGAUGUUGAUCGAUCUGGUUAAGGAAGCCGGCUCUGCUGCGUUGCUGAAAGCGUCAUCGCUCUUCCUUCCCAUCCUCCGCGAUCCGGCUAUUGCUCUCGUCUCCACCGGCAGCAGCAGGGAGGAUUGGAUCUGCACGCAAAUGGGCUGCGGGAAGGCGAAGGGGAAAAGCCUCAUGGCGGCGGCAGACCACAUCUCUGCAGCUGCUCACCUGCUAGAGUUGGCGAAGGCCGGCUCUGCAACAAAGGAGUCACUCGACAAGUUGAACCUAGAUGUCAUCCGCAAAUAG
This is a messenger RNA of Closterium sp. Naga37s-1, 531 nucleotides long. The record is from the annotation of a GenBank genome assembly. NCBI's taxonomy places the organism in Eukaryota, Viridiplantae, Streptophyta, Zygnematophyceae, Desmidiales, Closteriaceae.